Molecule: messenger RNA, 4758 nt
Organism: Myxocyprinus asiaticus (Chinese sucker)
Lineage: Eukaryota; Metazoa; Chordata; Actinopteri; Cypriniformes; Catostomidae
Product: taste receptor type 2 member 10-like
Exons: 1
Coding region: 2249-3307 (352 amino acids)
Biological process (GO): G protein-coupled receptor signaling pathway; sensory perception of taste
Cellular component (GO): membrane
Molecular function (GO): G protein-coupled receptor activity
Source: RefSeq, a predicted model, not a curated record
CAGGAAGCAUGACUAAUUUCAAAAGAAAAGGCAUGAAAAUAAAACAUGAACAAAAACACAUUUAAACGUGACAAAAUGUAGCAAGACAAUUCCAAUAUUGUCAGUUUUAAUUGUUAUUUUUUUACUACAGUAAUAAUCACAAAAUACAGUACUGCCUUGUUUUUUUUUUUUUUUUUCUAAUUUAUUAUAUUUAAGAUGUCCUUUUCAGAUAAAGAUACUCUAGUAUUACCUGAGGACCUCACACCAGCCCUCAGUGAGUAUGUAUUUGUAUGGAUGCUUACUGGUGCAUGAGAGAAUGGACUUCACCUGGUGCCAGGUGUCCGUUUGAUCUAAAGUGUGUUCUUAUGAGGUGUGCAUUAUUUGUAAUCGUUAAUAUCAGAGACUUCUUCCCCAACUUAUUUGUAUUUUCCCUUCCUCUGAGGAUGGUCACUUAAACCUGGCGUUGUAGUCAGACUUGUAUUUUAAAAUGAAGGAGAAAUAAAGAUUGGUUUCUUAAGUUUUGUGUUUGUUAAUUUUAUAGAUGUCUCUUUUUUCUAGAAGCAUUUGUGGAACAGAUGUCAAUUUCAUGUUGCUGCAUUUCAGCUUUCAAAAUGCAAAUAAAAGUAUAUUGAUGAGGUUAUGGUUCGUAAGGUUUUACAAUGAGCUGUGUAUAAAAUAAUACAUUUGAAAGGAUGUCAACAGCAAACUGACCACAGUGAGUCAUUUAAUAAGGUGGAAAAUAUUCAAAUCAAACUACUUUUUCCUUUUCAAAUGAAAAUACAAUUGCAGUAGUACUUUAUUAAUUUUGCCUCUUUUAUUUGUGGGAAAUCUUUUUCUCUUUUUUAAAUAGUUUGUGCUUAGCAAUAUAGGAGCAUCUUUAAUUUUUUUUUUUUUUAAAUAGGUGAGUCAAUCGAAAGGAUAUGCCUAUAAUACAUUAUUUGUUAAUAGAAAAAAAAAAUGAGUUAGGAGCACAUUCUGUUGCUGCCAAAAGCCUUUGGGGAGAGCUGGUACUGUUGCCACCACGAUCAGGGGCCAGAUUCACCAAAAAUCUUCUGGAUUUUUAAAUUUUUUUUAAUUGAAAUUCUUAGUAUAUAUAUUAUUAGAAGUUUGUAAGAAGUUCCUUAGUGCAAUUCGUUAAGAGCAUUCAUUAGAACAUUCUUAAAGCCUGGUCACAUUUACCUUUGCAUGCCGAAAUUCCACUGGCGAAAUAAAGUCAUCUCAAUGGGGAUCUCCACAAUCAGCAAUUUCGCCUGAUGGACUUCAGUGGCAAAGAAGUUUCCUGUAGGGUUUGAGUUUAGUUAACUUUGACACAUGAAUUCACAGCCUUGACCAAAAUGAAGGUGCUUGGUUUGGCAAUGUCUUUUGUGUGGGUGGUGCUUUGUACAUAGUGCUUCCUACUCUGAAUAUUCACAAUGGAUGAGGAACUCAUGUUAGCAGUGAGUGUCUUUAUAACAGUACUUUCCCAGAGUCUGCAGCAAAUGCAGCAUAAAAAAAGAGGCUACUUGACUAGUUUUUGAGGGUUUCACACUUGCUUAACAUCUGCCUAUACCUUCUUCAGCUUAACUCAACUCUGAAGAGCUGGUCAUCAACAUUUAGAAACAGGACUGAACAGCAAGGUGCAUACCAGAAGAUUUGCAGUGGUUAAAGGGAUAGUUCACAUUUGGUAGUAAAUUUGUAUGUGAUCCCAUUUCCAUUGUAAAUAUGGAAACUGAUCCAGUGAAUUGCCCAUAGUUUUCAUAAUUAUACAAAAAUGGUUAUGUCAGGUUUAUUAAUCACUGGGAUAUAUACAUAGGUUAAGCUAGUGGUUUUAUGAAAAGAACAUUACAUAACAGAAAGGACUACAGACUGAUCACAUUGUGAAUUUUGCAACAGUAGGUCAUGUAUUUUUAGUUGUAAGCAAGGGCGUAGUCAGAAAAUUUAUUUUGGGUGGGCCUCAAUAAAAAUGGAUGGGCCAGUGAAAGGUGGUGAAGUUUGAAUUGAUGCAUAAAUGUCUGAUGGCGUUUGGCACUUAUUAGUAAUCCAGCAGAAUGGGGUCGAUUGCAGGGUAGACAAACAAAAAUUAAGUGAAAGAACUCCAUACACAGCUGAAGCUAAAUCACAAUUUAAGUGGUUUUUCAAGAUUUUCAGAGGCCCCGUUUUUUUUUUGCCAGUUGUAGAGCACUGAGUUUUCAGGUCUAAUGGCUUCUAAUCAUAAUUUCAUUUUCUACUGCACAACAUUUACAUCAAUCUAUAGCACACCGCUCUUAAGGUCCCUGAAAGUCUUAAUGAGAUGGUGCUUUUGCCCAUUCUAUAUGCAUUCAAAUUAUGGGGUGGAGCCUCCAGUGUUCUUAAAAGAAAGUUGUUGCUCUUAGUGGCCAGCGGGAAAAUAGAUUCCUACAGCAUUAACAUGAACUUAUUGGAAUUUACCAUACUGACUGUGCCUGUUUCUGGUGCUACCAUUCUGAUGAACAUGUUUUUUGUGUACUGUAUGUUUUUUCCAGAGAACGGAACAAAGAACAGCCUGAAGCCACCUCUGAAUGUUUUACUGGGAUCACUUAUUGGGUGCAACCUCACUCUUAAUGUUUUUAACCUGUUGUUUGUGUUGUUUGACCAUUUUCAUCCAGCUACGUGGCUAUACACCAUUUCAUACGCUGUUACUCUGUUUGCCAUGAGGACCAGUUUUACCUCCUCUCUUGGACUGAAUGUGUUUUACUACUUUCAGAUUGUUCCUGUCCGGCAGGCUUUUUUGGUCUGGGUGAAGACGCACAUCAAAGUCUUUAUGUACUUGACAUUGUUUUUUGAUAGAAUCUUCUUUUCAUUUGAAUUUGUUCUAGAAAUUACAUACCCAUUGGAAGAUGCUGUGCCUGCAGCGGACUUGAAUUUAACCAGUGUUCAAGUGAACAUCACCAAUGGAAACAUGGAUUUAAAAUAUUUUCUGUUAACAACAAACUUUUGGCUUAACUGUGGUUAUUUUUUCCUUGGUGUUGUCAUUAUGCUGGCAUCAAGCAGUGCCACCGUUCUCUACCUGUGGAGUCACAUGAAGAGUAUGAGGGAGAACAUCAGCUCUUUUUCUGCACUUCAUCUCCAGAGGCAAAUGAGAGUGACCAUCAUGGGCGUUUUACAGACAGUCCUCUACUUUAUCUCCUCAGGAUGGCUUACAGCAGAAGAUAUAAUUUUUUACUAUUUUGUUGAACAUUUUGAUCAAGGUGAAUAUUUGUGUGACUCUGUUGUGGCACUAUACUCUCUUGGAACAACCAUCAUUUUAUGUGUUGGUCAGACAAUAUUCCGGCUUAGGGUGAUAGAUAUCUGGAAAAAACUUCUGCAAACCCUGAAGUUUUCAUCUGACUGAAGGCACAAACCUCUUUCCUCAUAACUCACUUUAGGUCAUUGAACUUCUGGCAUCAGAUGCAUUUAUUGGCAUUGUUAAAGGGGGAUAUAUUGGAAAGCAAUACUGGGGUAGCACUCAAAGUAAUGGAUGUAAAAAUACAUAAAUAAAUAAAUAAAUACAAAUAAUAAUAUAACAUGAACAUGAACAUGAAAAAUCACAUUAAGAUUCUAUUUUAUUUUAUUCCAUUUUGUUCUAUUCUGGACAUUAAAUUAGAAAAGUUUCUGUUUGUGCAUUAAGUUUAUGCAUUGUACCCCAACCCUUAUGGCUGAACUGAUUAAUGAGAAGAAAUAAUAGAAAAGGAAACAUGAUUAAUUAUGUCAGCUGUCAUAGUCUAGCAUAUAUGAAAUAUAUGACAACUUAAGUUGUUUAAGACAGCAAAAUAAUAAUAAAAAAAAAAAAAAAAAAAAAAAAAAGGGAUUUUGAAUUCCUUGGCUAUACUUUAUUUUACUGUAACAGCCAAACAGUUUUCCUGGUAGGCUACUGUAAGUUUAUAUUUUAUGGGGUCCAAAUGAGAGGGGAAGCUUGCACACAAUGUGUAGAAAAAGUCUUAUAAUCUUUUAAUUUAUUGAGAGGCCAAAAUGUGCUCAGUGCAAAGACAAAACGUAUUCGAUUUACAUCGUCAUCAGUGUCAAGUUAACAAUAGCACACCUGAUUCUAUUUAUAAAGAGGGAGUAUUUACUGUAGUUGUCCUAAUAGUUUGCUAAAUGUUAUAGAUGUAUAUUGCCUCUUUAUAUGGUAUACUGGCAUUCAUAUAUAUUACUAAAGUAACAAAGACAAGUUAUCAAGAAUCUACGUGUAUAUAUCAGGAGAUAGAGGACACAAAUUACAUAAAAAAAUUACAUUUAAAAAAAUUAACUAUUAUAUUAUUAUAUCACAACCAUACCAAUAAUAUUCAUUAUUCAAAGAAGAAUUGUUGUAUGCACACAAAUCAGUGAGGAAUUAUAUUUUGUGUCAUAUAUACAUAAUACUUCGAGAAAUGUCAAUUAUGUCAAUACAAAUGUUGAUCAUGCAUAAUUCAAAAACAUGGGCAUAGUACAAUCACCCGAGAUUCAAAAAUGUCUACACUUAUUUCCAAAUGUAAACUGUACAUAGUUAUAUUUACAAAUAUAACUAUGUACAGUUACAUUAAAGUAUUAAAUAUAUUAAACAUUAUAUAUUAAAGUGGCGUGCAAUUGUUUUUUUUUGUUUUUUUUUGGUUUUUUUGCUCAUAUUCUCAAUUAUACGUGUUCUAAUUUGUCUAAUGGUUUUCCUCACAUAUUGUUUGUUGCAUGGACAAGAUAUUAUAUAAAUGACAUUCUCAGAACUACAAGUGACCAACUGUUUUGUACUGUACAUGCUGUACUGUCUGUUAUACAGCUCCUAAAUGAGCUGAUUUUUCUGUUGUUAUUCUUGCAGGCGGCGCAAUUAAAACA